Dermacentor andersoni is the source of this 1936-nucleotide messenger RNA. RefSeq lists its product as uncharacterized. Gene Ontology annotation, cellular component: membrane. The record is from RefSeq and is a predicted model, not a curated record. Gene Ontology annotation, molecular function: ligand-gated monoatomic ion channel activity. Lineage: Eukaryota; Metazoa; Arthropoda; Arachnida; Ixodida; Ixodidae.
CUGAGUAUUUUCUUCUCCUGGCUCCUUCUAGCUUUCUUCACGGCCAAGAUGGACAUCAUUUCGGGGUCCUUGUUUCAAUACGAGAGCAAGUCAUUUCCCGAGUACUUCUGGAUCUACUUUAAGCUGCUUUUUCCUAACAGUUAUCCUAACAACAAGGCGCCUUGGUUUCGGCUCCUGGUCGGAAUAUGGCUCCUGUCUCUGGUAGUCAUCAUGGGCCUACUCAACUGUACGCUCACUUCUACGAUGCUUGUGAGGAAGACAACGGACUACGUGGACAGCUUUGAAGACUUGCUGCGUUUUCCCAAGGUCAAGAUCGCCACCGAGAAGCUGACUUAUUUUUCGAGGCUCCUGAAGGACCCUGUAGGAGAAACCUUCAGCAAACUGAGCAGCCGACACCAGGAAGUUGUAGGUAUCUACCAGGCCGGUCCGGUGCUUGAGUCAGUAAUGGACGAUGUUCUAAAGAAGAAACGGGUCAUGAUCGGCACGGACGUUAUGCUCAAGUCGCACAUCGCCGACCACUUCGUCAAAACUGGGACCUGUCGACACCACGUGACCAAGGGAAUAGGCGGCACCAUGAACAUUGUGAUGCUCCUCCGGAAGACGUUACCUAAGGAAUUCAAGAGGAAACUUGACAGAUUCAUCACGCACGUGAACGAGUGCCACGCCUACCACAAGGAGAUGGAAUGGCGCCUCCGCAACUAUACCAUGUGUCAGAACGAAAAAGACGACGGCAUCAAGCCUCUCGUCAUGGUCGACCUUCAGGGCGGAUUUCUUAUGCUUGUGGGGGGACUCGGCGCCAGUUUGCUGGUACUGGUCGCCGAGUGGGCGUUCGCGACGAGAACGGUCAGACGACGAACAAAACGGCAGACGACUCUCAGAAAUGCCCCAGUGUUAACGAGACGCGCAUUGAGGAGACGUAUUAAGCUGUACCGGUAGACAUAUUAAGUGACGAAUAGGUCAACGUCACCAGAACGAAUGCAAAAAACGAGACGAAGCGACACCAACUUGCAUUUCCCACACCAUGCUCGUCAUGAUGUCAAAGAUUUCGUCCAGCAGUGUAUGUUCAGCGUAAGAAAUCACAUUGCGUUUGAAUGUAUGCUGAUAUCAAACCAAACAAUUACCUUUAACGAUCCUUCUAAUACUGCAAAAGCUUCGACGUGAAGUUUACGCCGCCAGUGCCGUGGUUGACGAGGUACUCUAAAUUCGAAAAGCUUUCUGGUUUAUUUUUGCUAAAAAGAGCCGCCAGAAAAAAAGUGUCAAUGAAUUUCUUAAAGGAUUGUCAGUUUCACUCGAAGGCGAAACAUUGAAAGCGAUAGCAAGGUUUAGCGAUGCCCUGAAGGCGCCUGAGAAAGCUGGCGUGGUGAUCGAGGAGGGGUGUGCCGGCGGCGCUGGAGGUGUCGCACCCCAAGCCAUCCUAUCGAGCACAAGAUUAUACCAAAGGGAAACCAUCGGUCACAGCGUCCAAAGGAAAGCAUUACGCAAAUUUAUCCUUACGUUCACCACGGUGUGGCAUCUGCACAGCUGCUAAGGAAUGUCAAUGUGUGUGCGCACAGUUAAAGAUCAUGGCAACAGUGAAAGCCCGAACGCUACCGUGCUUCCGGCAGAGUUGAUGGAGUAGAACGGGACGGGCUUAAGAGGUAGUCUGCUAGCCUGCUUGAGCUAAUCAGGUAAUCUAUACAUGCUUAUCAGUUUAUAGCACUUUGGCUAUCUCUCCUUAUACCCCCGUCACACGGGCACACGCAAACCCCUUUUAACUCCGUCGUCUUAAUCUCGAGGGAAAUGCACUCCGUGUCACUCGGUCGCCCUUCCGCCAAGGGAGUUAAAAGGAGCUUUUGCUCAAGGGAGAUCGGCGAUCUCCCUCGGCGGCUGAAGGAAGCACUCCCAUGCCCAUAUUUCUUGUUGCAAAAGUGAUAAUUAUUGUUUGCAUUAAAAGUAA